Messenger RNA from Cuscuta europaea, 5072 nucleotides. Lineage: Eukaryota; Viridiplantae; Streptophyta; Magnoliopsida; Solanales; Convolvulaceae. The record is from the annotation of a GenBank genome assembly.
AGAGAUCUUCACCUUCACAGGAUGUACUCAUGUACGUACUUCAAUUACAAAUAAAAUUAAAUUGAGGAGUCCAUAGUGACUUAGUUCUGGCCUCGUGGGACGCAACGUUGUUCCGCCUCUGCAGAUGGGUGUCAAACGGUCCACGCAGGUAGCAACAAGCGACAAUGACGGCGAAGAGUCGUCGCCGACGCCGUCACUGGCAAAUUCCCAAAAGCGCAAUAAAAUGCCUCUCCGCGAGGAUUACGAAGAAGGAGAGGUGCAUCACAAGGAGGAAGAUAAGAUCAAUGAGGAUAAACGGAAAGUAAGCAAGAGGAAAAGUGUACCAAAUUUAGAGGUUGAUGAAGACUGCGAAGAGGCAGGAGAAGAGGACAAUAUGAGGAAGAAGGGAGUGGUAGAAACUGAAGCGGAACCCUCUUCCGGUGAAGAUAAGCAGCAAGAAGAGCCGCAUGAGGAUGCCAAGCCUAUCGGCGAUGUCGUUAGGGUUAGUGGAAAAUGGCAAAGCAGGCGGCGGCACUAUGAUGCCUUCGAGUAUAAUGGAUGCCAGUUUUGCCUAGAGGACUCUGUGCUGAUAGUUCCCAUGGAGACAAAACAAAAGCCUGAUGUUGCUAUUAUUAAGGAUAUUUCCAAGACCAGCAAAGGGAGAGUGAUGAUAACUGGGCAGUGGUUUUAUCGACCUGAAGAGACAGAAACUAGAGCAGGGGCGAACUGGCCAUCAUGUGAUACAAGGGAACUGUUCUAUAGCUUUCACUGCGAUGAGAUUCCUGCAGAGUCUGUCAUGCACAGGUGUGUGGUGCAUUUUAUCCCUUCAAACAAGCAGAUUCCAAGACGCAUUCAACAUCCUGGCUUUUUGGUCCAAAGAGUCUAUGAUACAGAGAAAAUGAAUCUUUUUGAGUUAUUAGAUAACGAUCAUGAAGAUAGCAAGCAGCAUGAGCUCGACCUCCUAGUUCAGAAAACACUUUCUCGACUUGGGGAUCUUCCUGACAUUGAGUCUGAGCAGGAAGAGCUUUUGAUUGAGCAGAAACGUCUUUUGAGGAGAAAGAGCACCACUUCUUUGGAUGUCUGAUAUGGGUCGAUUUGGCAGAGUCUACCAGAGGCGGUCAAAGAAGGGACCAGCUUGAGUGGUCCUCAUUAUUGUAAUUAAUUAAAUCAGUUUCCUACUUUGAGUCUAUUUUAAUUAAUUAAAUCAGUUUCCUACUUUGAGUUCAUUUAUUCAGGUUUCCUUAUACUAGUUUAGGAGCUUCUUUAUUACUUCUUUCCUAUUAUUGUUUUAGGAAACUUGUCUUUUGCCUAUUUAAGGCUUAUCAGUUGGAUUAAUGAGAUAAACUUUGGAAUAUUAAUUUUUAUUUGGCGUACAGUGGAACCUGCGACAAACUCAUUGCUGAGGGCGGGAGUCGAUUAAUAUUUCAGGCACUAUAGAUUCAUAUUUUUCUUGUUCUUCCCAGAAUCAUCGACCUUGGACUAGAUCUUGUACCAAGGCCCUUAACAAUGUCUAUGUAAGGGAUGAACCACCUACAAGAUCAGUAGACACAGCACAUCACUUCAAAGCACUUUCUGACUUCAAUGCCCUUACUGGUGAAAAACACCUGACAAGUGGUUGGAAAAGCUUCUCGAAGCAAUUCAGUCUAUAAGCAUUUCGCGUGGUUAGUUGUGAAGGUGGCGAUGUUGAUGAAAGCAAUGUUUUUUAUGUUUUGUAGACAUUGGCUUUGAUACGUUUCGACCGAUCCUUCACAGGGAGAUGUGAAAUUUUGUUGGCCAGACAUUGCCGUUCCUGCAAUAGCUGCUGUUGAGAGAGCUGCAUAUGAAGAACUCUCAUCUGAUAUCCAGAAAUAUAAUAAAAAAAUGCACCAGCUAUCUUUUAAUUUGAAGAACAAUGUGCAAUUAGCUCAACAACUUUUAAAAGGGGAGUUAGAAGCUUCACAAAUAUUGAGCAUAAUAUCAAAAGAAUUGAAAGUAUGUGAUCCUUUCAAUAUAUUUGUAGUCAUUUAUUUCAUUGUUACACUUUGCUUUCAUCUUCUUGAAAUUGUUUGGGAAGACAUAGCUAGCCCAAUUUCUUAACCAAAUUGUAAGGUGGAGAUAUUGUGAUCAAUUGGGUGGUGGUUGAUAGCCUGGGGAGGGGCAAAAGGAUAUCAACAAUGGAAAUUAGGUUUUGUAGCGGUUUUAAUGUAGUUUCUGAAUAUGUAAAUUUUAUUUUCUAAAACUAAUUUGAGUGUUGACAGGGAUCAAUUUGCUUUAUCGUUGGUCAAACAUUGUAAAUCGUAAAGUAUCUUACAAAUUGGGACGGAGGGAGUAAUAUUUAUUAAUAACUGAACAAAGAAAUUUACUUCUUUAUUUGACCACUGGAUAAAUAUUGGGUCAUACAAUAUAGGAUAGACAGUUUUCUGGGUUAUACGAGAGUAUAAUUUUGGAGUGAGCGAAGUGGGGGGCAGUAUAUGUUUGAAAGGUUGAUCUGUUUUUGUUUGUCUCCCUUUUUGUUUGGCACGGGGGUCGACAUCUGACCCCCCGUACCCCAUCAUAGGUGGGAGCCUUUGCGGCACUGAGGUAGUGUUGUUGUUUGUUUGUCCGGUGUCAUAUGUUGAUUCAUGUUGGCGACCUCAAUCUCUUUUGGGAUUAAGGCUUGGAUGUUGUUGCAAUACUCAACAAUAUAAAACUUCAGGUUGGUUUGGUCUUUAGAUGGUUGUGGUAUAUGUCACCCUCCGGCACACACGCUUGCUUGCUGUUGUGCGCAUAAAUAUAGCUUAAGAGGGACAUGGGGUUAAAUCUAGAAUACUUCACCAGCUAUUUCCUCUCUAGCCAAAGCAAACCCGAAGAGAGGCUAUUGUUUUACAUAUUUUUAGAUUCUGGAAAUUUUAUUUACCUAUUCUUCAGGUAACUACAGAUUUGAUUUUAGCAUUUUAUUUUUGAAUGAUGCAUCCACAUAGUUACCCCAAUAAGAUUAGGAUUGCACUUUUUUUUGUAAAUGCUAUUAUGGGAUUUGCCCUUCAAUUUAAUUACAUUAGGGGAGGGUAUGGCCAGAGAGGAAAUAGCAAGUAGGAAUUCUGAUUGUAUAAUUGCCGCCCUUACGUGCUAUCUGCUUAUUCUUAAAUAUAUAGUAUCAUUGCUGGACUUGUUUAAUUUUAUGUUCGUAGCAUUCUCUUCAAAUGCCUAAAGCUUAAAAUCCUUGUUGAAUUGGUUGACUUAGUUACUACUCCCAUCGUAUCUAUUAAGUUGUCCUACUUUCCUUUUUGGGACGUAUCAAAUUAAUUGUCUCAUUUCCCUUUUAGGAAAGAAACUCACUGAAAAAGCAGCUACAGUACCGCUACAGUACCAAAACCUUUUACUUUUCAUAGAAUCUACAGUAAUUAUCUUAAACUACAUAAAAAAGCAAACAGGUCAAUUAAAUAGAUACGCAGGGAGUACUUACAAAUUUUGAAUUUCAAAGUGUGGUGGUCAGUGAAAUAAAGCUUGUGUUGGCUAGAAACUAGAAAGUUAAGAUUCAUGGCAUUCGAGAAAUUGCUGCAUCAUUUGAUUUGUUGGCUUGAUGCCAUAAGUGUAGCGAGAAACAAGUGUGCCUCUUAGAAAUCAUUCAGACAGGACAUGAGGACCGCUGUCUUUCUCUUACUAUCAGAUAGAGCAUUAAUGUUUCCAUCCUAUAGAUUGUUGGGCUCAGUUACAGUCUGUUAUUGCUCAAUCGACUAAUUUUGGCCAUAUAAAUACAUGAUAAUGAUCACGACUUUCUCUUUGUCAAACUUGUGGGUUUUGGUUAGGCUAUGUUUGGGACCAGGGAAAUGGUAUGGAAAGAAAAAGAAAGGCCAUGUAAGGUUUUGUUUUUUUAGUGGCUGAAUUUAUGAAAUAAAACUUGAUUUAAAAAAACAUCCCAAAAAAUCACGAUUUUGAUCAUUAAAGCCCCCCUGGAACCAGGAAACAUAGAAUAAGAAUAUGGGGGGAGGGGGGUAGAAGGGGAAUUUAGAAGGAAAGUAAAUUUGGUGGAAAUAUAGUACUGCUCGUAUUAACAUAUAUUACUACUAGGUACUCCCUCCGUUCCAUGUGUGAUGAUCGAGCCAAGACAAUUUUCUCUAAUCAUUUUCCAAAACAGAGUAGCAUACAAGUUUAAUUAACAAGUUUCUUUAUUUUUGGAUGGAGGGGUACAAUAAAAAGACAAAGAGGGAAGAAUCCUUCCAUUAACUACCUCGGACUUUUGGGGUAUUAAUCCUUCCAGGAUGAUUUAUACAGGGAAGAAUCCUUCCAGAUGAAUGAUCUAUAUUCCUCAUAAGCAUCACCAAAUUUCUAGUGCUCUGUUUAGAUAAAACUUCAGGUUGGUUCCAGAUGAAUACUUCUAGUGCUAAAUCUAGGAUUCUUCACCAAAUUUGAUUAGAGAAAAUUGGGGACUAUUAAUCCUUCCAGAUGAAUGAUCUAUAUUCCUCAUAAGCAUCACAGGAACUCCAACUUUAAGCUUCAGCUCGUGACUCGGCAAGCCAGAACAUUUCAUGUAGGGGUGGACUCGGGUCCGGGCCGGCGGUUCAAGAAUGGUGGACCCGGGACCGGCCCGGGUAGCCACCGGGUCCGGUCCGGGUCCGGGCCGGGCCUCCGGUUUGGAUUUUUUUUUUUUUGCUUUCCUUACCCCCCCCCCCCCCCCCCCCUCACCCCCACCGUCCCAAACACCCCCAAACCCAUCCUACCCAUCAAGCCCAACCCGGGUGGAACCCCAAAAAUGAAAAAAAAAAAAUAAAAAAAAUUCAAUUUGGCCCGGGCCCAGGCCCGACCCGGCCGGGCCGGUUCACCAAAAUUGAGACCCGAGCCCGGACCCGCCCUACCCCCCGGGCCUAGGCCCGACCCGGACCCGGACCCGAGAACCGGGCCGGUCCCGGUCCCGCACAGUAGCGGGCCGGGCCGGUCCACGGGCCGGGUGGCCCGACCCGAGUCCAAGCCUAAUUUCAUGCUAUUAAGACAUUCAGGAGAAUGUAUCUCAUGCAAGAGAUCAUUACUAUCUGUGUCAGAUGAAGAAGCUGAAUCUGAGCUUAGGUAUGUCUUUAACUCUGAAUCUAUCUGGCUCAAUAUGUAAUCGUUGACCUUAUCAACCUCAUCUAUGGUUGGAG